Molecule: messenger RNA, 1864 nt
Organism: Eupeodes corollae
Lineage: Eukaryota; Metazoa; Arthropoda; Insecta; Diptera; Syrphidae
Exons: 1
Coding region: 200-1750 (516 amino acids)
Biological process (GO): glycolytic process
Cellular component (GO): cytoplasm
Molecular function (GO): pyruvate kinase activity; potassium ion binding; magnesium ion binding
Source: RefSeq, a predicted model, not a curated record
AAAAAAUUAUUUAUUUUUAUUUUUCAAUAUUUGAAGUAAAAAUUUUUAUUAAAUAAACAAAAUUAAAUCAAAAUUCUUUUUAAAGAAAAACGCAUCUAAAUUAUUUUGUAAAAAUACUUACUUCCAUCAUCGGUGGCUUCCUUCUUCACCUUUUGUUUCUUUCUGCCUGAAAUAGAACCGAAAAGAAAAAGAUCAGAAAAUGGAAAAUGAAUUAAAGAGGCCAUCCGAACUGAUUCGGCUUUUUGUGAAUCCUCAUAUCCCAACUAAAGAAGAAUUCCAUGAGGUGACUCCGACUCAACUCGAAGAAUACAUUACCGAGACCAAAGAGAAGAAAUCUAAAUCCGAACACAAACGGAAUAAAUAUCAUGAACUGGCCAUAAUGGCAAAAGUAGACCACCUCACCACAGAAGCAGAAUUAGAGAGGUUACUGCAUAGCGACGUUCGAACUUUGAUUGUCCAGAAGAAUUACAACAGUCCAAAAGAUUUCAAACAAAUUUGUGAGAAAAUCGAAAAGUGCGUGGAUAGAUUCUAUUCAGAAAACCAGCACAGAACUCCAAUUGGAGUGGCAGUGGAGAUAAAUGGAGAACUUUUGAUUUCAGGUCGAAUGAGAAACAAUCGAAGUGUCUUUCUGGAGAUGGGUCAUAUUAUCGUUUUGACCAACAAUAAGGACUACCAAAACUGUUGUUUCAAGGAAAUCUUGUACGUGAGCAAUUUGUGGAGAUAUUCGGAAGUUGUGGGCCUUGGAGACGUUUUUGUGAUGGGAGCGGGAAGUCAAAUUGUGACGAAAGUCGUAAAAUGUGGCCCUAUGCAGUCAAUCACUGUGAAAGUUAUGAAACCAGGUCUCCUGACUUCAUUCAUGCGUUGUAAGUUGCCCUAUUACAUCGAAGCUAAGGAGCUAAGUGAAAAGGACAUUGCAGACAUCGACGAAGCUGUGAAAAAUGGAGCUCAUUUCCUUAUGAUUCCCGGAAUUAAAAGUGCUCCAUUCUUGAAGUUCACUAAGGAACACAUCGGAGAAGAUAUUGGCUUGCUGGGAUCAAUCGACUUGGAGUAUUUGGAAUCGAAGUUCAUUGAUAUGGCAGAUUUUCUGCUAGAACUUGAUGGGGUCGUAUUGAACGAUAUCAUUUAUCCAGCUUCACAGAAGCUUUUGGCAAACCCCAUAUCCCAGUGUAAACAUCUUCAGAAGCCAAUGAUAGGGAGAGUUCCAUUGGAUUCAUGCAAAGAUUUCAAGAAACUAGAGAAUCACAUGAGAUUCAAGCAAAUGGAUUGUUUGUUAAUCCAGAAGAGUCCACUUCGACAGAAGUUUCCUCUCAUCGCGAAGAAGUUACUCCCAGUUGGGAAUCUUAAACUGAAUCUCCCUCCAAUUGAUAGUUUGUCAUGUAAGGAUGGAAUAAUUAACUUUGUUCUGCGAAUUAUCUACUCGAUUCCUUGUCAGGGACUUGUGAUUACUAAUUCGUGCUCGAAAGCGGCUGUAGCAUUUUCGUAUUAUCAAAUCUAUUGCCCUGUAAUAGUUGUCGUGGAUAAUGAUCAAAUGGCACGUGUAUUGAACCUUAGAAAGAACCUCAAAACUGUUAUUUGCGGCGAUAAGAACCUAGCUAUGGAUUUGGGUAUCGAUUUUGGUCGAAAACAGGGAAUUUUCACAACGGGUGACUUUAUCAUUUCAAUUUCGGACAGUUUGGAGGCGAACUCUCAGGUUUGUGUGAAUCUUAGGGCGCACUUUCUGCCUCCAAUAGUACAAGAAUUGUUUAGCUAACUUACCGGCGCCUUUGGAAACCUUGGAUUCGGCAAUAUCGCUGUCUGAUGAUAUCUCUUCCAGGGAUAUGUGCUCUGUAGAUAAAAAAGAAUAAAACAUGUUCUUAAAAUAGUA